Messenger RNA from Chaetomium strumarium, 2141 nucleotides. RefSeq lists its product as uncharacterized. The transcript has a single exon. The record is from RefSeq and is a predicted model, not a curated record. NCBI's taxonomy places the organism in Eukaryota, Fungi, Ascomycota, Sordariomycetes, Sordariales, Chaetomiaceae. The coding region runs from base 499 to 1947 and encodes 482 amino acids.
AGUUUUCCAAAAUUUCCGGAUAAGGGACCUUAUCGAUAAGUACCACGGACCCUGUCCGUCGAGGCCAUUACCCCUGUCUAACCCCGCCCAUCACCGCCGCAUAAUUACACCAUUCCACUUAGGAACCGAUCAUCAAUCAUCACAACGGUGCUGGCCCGGGUCGGCUGUACGAAGUUUGCGGUGCUGUCGGCUUACAAAUCAUUACGGAUGCACAACCCUCUGCGAUACUAUUUCCUAUGAUAUCUCAGAUUUCUGAUCGUGGAAGUAUGCAAGGGCUUUGUAUUGUAUUGUACCAUCAGUGUCGGAAGGGUGCCUGGGUGCAUACGUCUACAUACACGUACCCCAUGAUCCCAUCGAGAGCACACAUUGAUUGCUGCCUACGCCUUGGCCGGAGAACAUAAAGCCAGAAGUCACGCCAGUAGGAGCUCAACAUGAUUGAUCAUCGAAACAACAGCCCGGAUUCUGGUCAUUGACCCGUUUAUCGAGCCCCCGCCUACCAUGAAAUCACUCGUCACUCGAGUCCUGCAAGCCCUCUCGCCUUCUCCUUCACAAGAGCGACCAGCCAGCGAUGCAACAAGCCCUGCAUGUCCGACCGAGAUCCGGCGGAACCUUCCGACAGGGAACCCGUCGUUCUCCUCCAUGACAGAAAUCCACGCCGCGAUGUUGACAUGCCCGGAUAUUGCCACCUUGCAGGUGCGCACGGUUGGGAGUGGAUGCUCAGAGUGGCCUGACAGGUUCAACUUCCCCUUCGACCUGCGCGGCGGCGAACGCUACGCCUCGGCGCCGCUGGUGUUGUCGCUUGACGGGUACGACUUCGAUGAAAGCGAAUGGAGAACGCUCUGCGGGCCCCUUUUCGACGAUUGGGACCUGACAUACCUGUCCUGGAUGUCUUGGCGUCGGCUCUGGCAGUGCGCGCGCCUGUACUACGAGGUUCCAGAGGUGCAGCGACUGAGAACGAAUUUGGAUCUGUGGGUCGACGCCAUGGACUUCUCGCGCAUUCACACGCUGCAGCUGAACUACACCAGAGGCCGCAGCUCGCUGACCGAGCAAGUGGUGCAGAAGCUGCCCAGCAGGCUAACCAGCCUCACCACUCUUGCCGUGCACCAUUCCAUGGCCCAGGGCUUCAUCCUCUCCCUGCCUAAGGGCUCGCUCACGCAUCUGUCCUGGCAGAAUCCAACACGGGAUUACAGGAGCUGCGGCGACAGCCACGGAAGCCCGUUCAUUACACUGGAACCGGUCCUGCAGCACCAGGGAUGGCCGCUACAAUCCCUAGAGUACCACUCGGAAGAAUGGGACACACACGCUCCUCCAACGCUGUCCGUUCUCGAGCUCGGGCAACUUACAAAGCUGGCACCGGGGCUUCGAACCCUGACCAUCAAUCUCCCCCGCCAGCUCAGCGCCUCCGGAGGAGAGACGUGGGACUGGCCAUGGGAAAGCCUGAGGCUGCUUGCCGAAGGGCUGCCACAGCUGACGGACUUGACCAUAUACUUCGAGCUCGCCAGCGAGUGCCACAGGCAGAGCGCCAAGAAGAACAACAGCUGGGUUGAGUACGAUGGUGGGGACGGCAGUCGGCCACUCGAGGAUGAGGAUGGGUGUGUCGGGCUCGACCACUAUGCCCAGCCACUGCUGAACAAGACGAAUGCUGUGCCCCUGGCCCGCUUUCUUGCGCAUCACAAGUCUGGUCAGCGACUCAGGAGCGUGAUGUUCAGGGCCGGAGACUGGGGCCCCGACUACGACGGCCCGUUGAGGUUUGGCGCGCCGUGGCUGGAAGGACGACGGGCGUGGGUGAUGUGUCGGUGGGGAGAUCCGGCCAUCGCGGGGUCGGAAGAUGGGGCUGGGUCUGGCGAUGUUGUUUGCGAAGGCGGCACGGGGGGCCUGUAUUCUUGGGAGGAGGACGCAGAGUGGAUGGAGUACGGGGGGUAUGGCUAUGAGCUUGGCUGGCAAUGAGAAAAUUGCAGGCUGCAGUAACGAGGUACCCAGCACUGUAUAAAAAUGAGAGAGUUGUCUUAGUCGCCAUGCAUGCUUGGAGCGGCUGCUAGACCACUGGGCAAGCCUAGUCGAGCGAGGCGUCUGGGCUGUUGGACUGCACGGGGUGCAGGGCUCGACUGAGAUGUUCAGGGACGCGGCGAUGGAUUGGGCCG